AUGGCAACAAACACUGUUUCUGAUCAGCAACAUUUAAUCGUUGAUGAAAAUGAUAAUCCACCUACGUAUCAAGAUGCAACAAAUCAAGGUUAUGGAACAUUCGUCGAUCCACUUGUGAAUAGUUCUGCACCGUAUCCCUAUGCAUACGCGUCUCAACAACAACCUACGGUUAUCGUCGUCGGUGGAUGCCCAGCUUGCAAAAUCGGUAUGUUAGAUACAGAAUUCACAUGUGCGGGUCUUUGCUGUGCGAUAUUUUUAUUUCCAUUGGGAAUUCUUUGUUGUCUUGCUCUUCGACAACGACGUUGUAAUUUUUGCGGAGCAAUCUUUGAUUAA
This is a messenger RNA of Adineta ricciae, 333 nucleotides long. The record is from the annotation of a GenBank genome assembly. NCBI's taxonomy places the organism in Eukaryota, Metazoa, Rotifera, Eurotatoria, Adinetida, Adinetidae.